Trichoderma asperellum CBS 433.97 is the source of this 3156-nucleotide messenger RNA. RefSeq lists its product as uncharacterized. Gene Ontology annotation, biological process: RNA 3'-end processing. Gene Ontology annotation, molecular function: RNA uridylyltransferase activity. The record is from RefSeq and is a predicted model, not a curated record. Lineage: Eukaryota; Fungi; Ascomycota; Sordariomycetes; Hypocreales; Hypocreaceae.
AUGCUGCCUACUCAAAAAGAGCCUCGCGGCAUCGCUGGUGAUGGGUCGGCUUUGGGACUUGAGGGUCACCUCCGAAACCUGAUUCUCACAAACGCCAAUCCAAACCUCAGCCCGGCUCCCUUUAUGUCUGCAGACACUCGCCCUCAAGUCGCAGCACCACACCCGCCUUCAAUGCCCGGCAUGCAACCAAGUUCUUCAAUGAAUUGGAGACAGCAACAUGCCAAUUCCAAUUAUUCGGCAAACCAGAUGGCCUUUGACACCACAUCCCAGCAGGGGCACCCUUCCCCAAAGGCCGGCCGGAAGCGCCCAAAUCAAGCUCAGCGGCGACAGAUGGCAUCUCAGUUUGCAAUCGCCCCUGAGUCGCCGCCACAGGUCCCUCAGUAUCCCCAUACAGCCAGGCCCAAUUCCCAAUGGACAGCUUCGCAGCCUCAAGCUUGGCCAGUGCCAAGGGCCUCAGAAUUCGACCGUCCGCGUAACUCAUGGAACGGUCCUCCACAAUCGCCUGCAAAUAGGUCUGCGUACCAACAUUCGCCGUCAGCGAGGCCGUUUAAUACAGGACCAUCUCACAGUGCGCACCAGAGCACAGGAUCAAUCUACAAUCAUAGCCAUCGACGUUCUUACGUUCGGCCAGAGGAAAUCGCAAACCAAGCCCGUCUACUGGACGAACUUUCCCACCAAGUCGUAGCUCAUUCCGAAAUCGACAGGUCUGAGAUAGCGGGGAAAGAAGCCUUUCGGCAGCGAAUAGAACAAAUUUGUCGUGAGGUUAUCUGCCGGUUUGAGGAACAGCAAGGCACAGGCAAUCAGAUCCCACCAUAUUCUGUGGAAUUAAGGUGUUUCGGCAGCCUUUCUUCUGGAUUUGCCACAAAAGCUUCGGAUUUGGAUCUCGGUCUCGUAUCACCUCUAUCUAGGUUUCCGCCUGAUGCCCCUGGAUCUCCCAUACCUCGCCUAAUUGAAAAGGCAUUCUUAGAAGCUGGUCUCGGCGCGAGGCUUCUGAGCCGUACUAGAGUUCCAAUUAUCAAACUUUGCGAGCUCCCCCCUGAGAAUCUCCUCAAAGGCCUCUUGGAAGAGCGGGAGAAAUGGGAACGCGGUAUUGACAACGAUGCGCAACCCGGAGCCACCGAAGCUGAGCAUGAUAACGAUGGCUCUAAUCAUGGUGGCGAUGAUGAUGUUCACACACAUAGCGGAGCAGCUGAUGCUGGAUCAGACUCUGUGGGCGAAUUUGAGAUUAUCUGUAAGGAUUCUGGCGAGACGCGGCGCUUUCAACUCCAACAAGGACCCAAACAUUCUCUUGAUUCCUACUAUGGCCUAGCCAAGCGUGUUUUGCGAAGGGCUGGGGGGUAUGACGCUACCGCCUCGAAUUGGAGAGACCUUACCGAGUCCGACUGGGAUAUUCUAAAUAGAGUCUGCUAUGCAUUUAUCCAAGGUCUUGCUGAUGCCUCUUUGCGAGAUCGUAUUGCUUCAUUUCCUUCCAUCUCGGCAGCAGGGAUUCUCCCAAACGCAGCUUGCCGCCGCUCGUUGUCAGGGAUAUUUCUGCAAAUAGAAGGAGAAGAUAUAAUACGCCGAUGGGAUUCAUGGAGCGAGGGCCGUCCACUAAAACAGGUUGAAGAUGGUAGACUCAUCGCACAGUGGGAGGCUUUGCAGUCAAGGCAGCUCUCAGAUAUCGAGCCCGUUUCGUAUAAUAGGGACCUUCACCUGGCUCUCGAGAAACUCAAAAAGAUACCGUCUAUGCAGCUACUGCUGCUCCAGCAAGACCAGCAAGAGACUCCAGCACAGUACAACAUCCGCGUCACAAGCAUCAUAAGUAAUAUAGGACCUUACCAUGAAAGCUCCUUUUCCGCAGCGCAGGAAGCUAUAAUUAGUCAGUACGUGGCUGGAGUGUUUCAUGAAGAGAUACGUACUCAAUUGAGCGAUUAUAUACGACAAUUCCCGGAGCAGAGGACCAUCCAAGCAGUGGGAUGUCGCCAUAAAAGCAUUCAUUUGGUCAAUGAGUUAAAGAAAGCUGUUGAAAAUAAUCUAUACGAAGAAGCUUCUGUGCCAGAUAUCACGCGGUAUAUUGAGCUGCUGCAGCAGCCGCUACAGAAAAGAACGAUCAAGCCCGGGAAAUUAUGUUAUAUCAUACCUGCCCCCGCUGACCUCUCUUCUACAUUUGCCAAGAUCCAGUCUCUAACUGAUCCUCAUAAAAUGGCGCCAAAUCAACCUCGUGACAGAUAUCGAGAUCCGCUGGAGUUUCCUAAAUCAGAUGCAGGGGUACAAUGCGAUAUCAAUUUCUCUGCGCACUUGGCUCUUCAAAACACACUUUUGCUGCGGUGCUAUUCGCAUACGGAUCCACGAGUCCGACCCAUGGUCCUAUUCAUCAAACACUGGGCUAAAGUGCGAGGCAUCAACUCUGGAUACCGCGGUACUCUAAGUAGUUACGGCUAUGUUUUGAUGGCCCUGCAUUAUCUGGUCAACGUUGUACAGCCUUUUGUUUGCCCAAAUCUCCAACAGCUUGCACCAAUACCUCCCAAUAACUUGUCGCCAGCCGAAAUAGAAUCUACCAUAACUUGUCGAGGCUACGACGUUCAAUUCUGGAGAAAUGAAGAAGAAAUCGUAAGAUUGGCAUCUCAUAACCAGCUAAAUCGGAAUACAGAAAGCAUUGGGCACCUACUAAGGGGAUUCUUCGAGUAUUAUGCUCAAAAUGGCAUGAUGAGCAAUGGUAUUGGUAAAGGAUUUGAUUGGGGCCGAAAUGUCAUCAGCCUCCGAACAUACGGAGGUAUCCUGACAAAGCAAGAAAAAGGGUGGACGGGAGCAAAGACUGUUUAUGAAGUUCAAAAGGCAACUGGCGACACAGCUACUGCAGCAAGUCCUUUGCCGCCGAAUGUUCAACCUCAGGUAGCUCCACAAGCCACUAAGGGUGGGGAGGUCAAAGAGAUUCGACUCCGAUAUCUCUUUGCUAUCGAAGAUCCGUUUGAGACGGAUCACAAUGUGGCACGGACCGUGACACACAAUGGCAUUGUAUCGAUCCGUAACGAGUUCCGCCGGGCUUGGAAGAUCCUUCGCGCUGCUGGCAAUGGAGACAUCCAGGAGAACCUGAUUCAAGAUGUUGAAAGCCAGGAAGAGCUUUCUGCCACAUUUUUGCAAUUACUUCAAGACAUACACGGACCUACUCCAGCUUGA